UAGAGUUCGGAUCCAAAAGACAAUUUCUCUCAAUCGCUCGAAAAUAAAAUCUCCCAAAUCUCACUCUCCCCAAAUUCUUAAAAAAAAAAAAAAAAAAAAAAAAAAAAAAUUCUUAUUUUCUCAAUAGAUCCUUCAACUUUUCCUAAUUUUCGUUUUCGUCAUUUCUAUUCCGAAAAACCCUAAUUCCUAAUCGAAACCUUAUCGAUUCCGAUCGAAUUAGGUCUCCAAAUUUCAUUUCAAAUCCAAAAAUAUUUGAUUUUAUUUUCUCAACAGAUCCUUCAACUUUCCCUAAUUUUUGUUUUAGCCUUCCUAUUCUGUAAUCGAAACCUUAUCGAUUCCGAUCGAAUUAGGUUUCCAAUUUUCAUUUCAAAUCCUAAAACUUUUAAUUUUAAUUUUUUUCUUAUUUUCUCAACAGAUCCUUCAACUUUUCCUAAUUUUUGUUUUUGCCUUCCUAUUCCCCAAAACCCUAGUUCCGUAAAAUCGAAACCUUAUCGAUCUAGGUUUCCAAUUUUAGGGCGAAAUUUUCGAAUUUUCCAAUGGCAAAUUUUAGGUUUUCGUCUGUUUUAAGGUUAGGGCUUAGUUUCUGUGAUUACAUGUAUGUAUCUAUUCAGAUGCAAAUGAUUUGAAUUUUCAUUUCGAAUACCUAGGGUUUUAGAGAGAAAUUUUCGAUUUUUUUAGGGUUUUGGGUGUUUUAGGGUUAGGGCUUAGUUUCUGUAAUUACGUGUAUGUAUGGAUUCAAAUGCAAACGAUUUGAAUUGUAGAGAAAGUAUACGUUGGGGCGAUGAUUACAAAGUAUAUACACGUAAGCGCCGCCGCAAAACCCUAGAAAAUACUAACACCACCACCAACGUCACCGCCGAUGACGUGGCAGUAAUUCCAUUUAGGGAUUCUUCUCGUAAAGCUGAGGUAGUAGUAGAUGUGAGUAACGAUGAAUGUACACGUGGCAGUGAAUUACGGGACCCAACAAAUGUGGAGAAUCAUAGAGAUGAAACACAAAGUUGCAAUCUUGAAGUGGAGAAUAAUAAUAAUAAUGGGUAUGUUGUUAAGCCGGUUGUUAUUUCAAGAAUUCAAGAUAGCGACGAACAUACACGUGGCAGUGCUAGAGAUGGGGAAUUGCGGGAGGGUUCAUGCAGUAGAGAUGUGGAGAAUGAAACACAGAGUUGCAAUCUUGAAGUGGAGAAUAAUAAUGGUUAUGUCGUUAAGCCGGUUAUUUCAAGAAUUCAAGAUAGGAUUAGGAUAAAUUUAAAAGGUGUGAGGUUUAAGGAUGAGAUUAGAGAGCUUAGUACGAGCUUAGAGAGUGAGCUUGAUCAAGUUAGGAGCUUGGUAAAGGAGGUCGAAGCUAAACAGUUUCAGCUGACGGCAUAUAGAAGUACUAGUAUAAAUGAUGGUAGUGUUACUACGGUGCCUGGUGGUUCUAUUAGCUCUUAUAGUCAUUCCCAGUAUAACAUGGAUAAUGGUGUGAUCAAGAAUAGGUCUUUAGUGCGAAUAAAUUCAGAUGUGCGUUCUGUGGGGCACAUUGGAUCGAGGCCAUUCCAGCGACCUAGUUUUCUGAUUGUGGAAAAUAGUAAUGGUUCCAGUGACUUUAUGGAGAAGGAUAAGAGGAUCCCGAAGGCUAAUCAGUAUUACAGGAAUUCGGAGUUUCUCCUCGGUAAGGAUAGACUGCCGCCUGAAAGCAAUAAAAGAAUGAGGCCUAAUGGGUCUGGGAAGAAACAUAGUGGUGAUUCGGAGAACGGGUUUGGCUUUGGCUUUGAUAAGCAUAGACUUCAGGUGUUUAGGAAUUGUGGCAGUUUGCUUGAGAGGUUAAUGAAACACCAGCAUGGUUGGGUGUUUAAUGAGCCAGUGAACGCGAAAGCUCUUGGGCUGCAUGAUUAUCAUGUCAUCGUUACUCAUCCUAUGGAUUUGGGCACAAUUAAGACUAGGUUAUCUCAGAAUUGGUACAAGUCUCCAAGGGAAUUUGCAGAGGACGUGAGGCUCGUCUUUUAUAAUGCCAUGACUUAUAACCCUAAAGGGCAAGAUGUUCAUGUUAUGGCCGAACAUUUAUCAGAGAUUUUCGAAGAGAGAUGGGCAGUUAUAGAGGCCGAGUAUAAUUCAUAUUGGAGGCACCAAACGUAUCAUGAUGCUGGUACUCCCACUCCCACCUCAAGAAGGACCUCUUUUGCUCCUUCCUUUCUCCACACCCCAGUUGCUUCUCAUUCUCUUGCUCCAAUUGCUCGUCAACUGCAGACUUUGGAUAGAUCUGAGUCAAUGACUAGGCCGGUGAAUCCCAGGAUGAAGACUUCAAAUAUAGUUCAUGUUGCUAGGACCCCAAUUCCUAAGAAACCUAAGGCAAAAGAUCCCAAUAAGAGAGACAUGACGUAUGAGGAAAAGCAGAAACUUAGCACAAAUCUUCAGGGUUUACCUACAGAAAAGCUUGAUGCAAUUGUUCAGAUCAUUAAGAAGAGGAACUCAACACUUACUCAAGACAACGAUGAGAUUGAAGUAGAUAUAGAUAGUGUUGAUGCAGAAACACUCUGGGAGCUUGAUAGGUUUGUAACAAAUUUCAAAAAGAGUUUUAGCAAGUACAAGAGAAAAGCUGAACUUGCUCUUCGAGCCAGGGAAGUAGCUGCUCAGACUGCUCGAAUUGUGAACCUUACGUCAGAGGUUGCUGAUGCACCGAGAGAAAAUGGAACUGGUGAGAAGGAUACAACUCCUGCUACCCUUGCAGAAGGUGGAAGACCGUUGGGUAGUGCAAGUAGGUCUAGCAGUUCAAGCAGUUCCAGCAGCGAUUCAGGCUCAUCCUCUAGCGAUUCUGAUAGCGAUAGUUCUUCAGCAUCUGGAUCAGAGGCGGCACAUUCACCUAGGACAUGAUAAGCUCUUGAUCUUUUGCAGGAAAAUUGAUUAUCAAUGCAUGGGAGCCGACUCCUGUUCAAACACUCGUCUGAAAGACAGUCUUGUGGCUCUUGCAUGAUGGUUUAAUGAGCAUAUGAACUAUUGGCUCUCCUACUUCUCAUAUAGUAGUCAAGCUAUACGCAGAAGGUGGUUAUGGUGGCACUGUGAGAUAUUUAACACCUGUAUGUUGCCGAGAUUGCUUAACCAGUUUGAAUUAAAAUCUUUGUGCUGAAAAUUUAUCCAUUUCAGUGCUCAUUUUCAUGGCAGGAUCAUGCAAGGUCCUGCAGCUGUAACCUGGAUGUACAAAGAGCAUAAUAGGCUGAUGUGUAUUGUUUGUUUGCUCGUAUUUAUUGCAUUGUAUAAACACCAUCAGGAAUGGAAAUGACAGUAAGGGUGUACAUAUUUUCGCAACUUUUGUCUGGCAUAAUCUGGCAGGUUAUGGACUUCAGUAUU
Molecule: messenger RNA, 3321 nt
Organism: Lycium barbarum (goji berry)
Lineage: Eukaryota; Viridiplantae; Streptophyta; Magnoliopsida; Solanales; Solanaceae
Product: transcription factor GTE4-like
Exons: 5
Coding region: 730-2847 (705 amino acids)
Molecular function (GO): protein binding
Source: RefSeq, a predicted model, not a curated record